Molecule: messenger RNA, 752 nt
Organism: Pistacia vera
Lineage: Eukaryota; Viridiplantae; Streptophyta; Magnoliopsida; Sapindales; Anacardiaceae
Product: PRA1 family protein F3-like
Exons: 1
Coding region: 148-723 (191 amino acids)
Biological process (GO): vesicle-mediated transport
Cellular component (GO): endoplasmic reticulum; Golgi apparatus
Source: RefSeq, a predicted model, not a curated record
AUUGACCACCUCCCACGUCCCCCUUUUUUAUACACACAUCUCAUUUUCUAUUCUCAGAUUCUUCCAUUUCCUUCUUCACUCUCCACCUCUUCUAACCACACCAACAAACCUACAAGUCAAACCCCCCUCCAAACCCCCGCCGGAGAAAUGACCACCUACGGCACCAUUCCCACCUCUUCCUCCGCCGGCCCCUCCUCCAACCUCGACUACAUCACCCGCGCCAAAGAACGCAUCAAAGCCGGCCUCGGCUCCCGCCAUCCAUGGAAACUCAUGUUCGAUUUCCACGCCAUCAAGUUGCCGUCAAACUUCCACGAAGCUCUCGUCAGAAUGAAAAUUAACGUCUCUUAUUUCCGCAUGAACUACGCCAUCAUCGUCUUGUUGAUAUUGUUUUUGAGUCUCUUGUGGCACCCCAUCUCGUUGAUUGUGUUCAUCAUCAUGAUGGCUGCAUGGUUAUUUCUUUAUUUCUUGCGCGACGAGCCCCUGGUGGUUUUCGGCCGCACGAUUGAUGAUCGUGUGGUGCUGAUCGUCAUGUCGGUGCUCACUCUCGUCUUCCUGUUCUUGACUAGCGCAACGGAGAAUAUCUUGGUGGCGCUGCUUAUAGGGGUGGUGUUUGUGGUUUUGCACGCGGCGUUGAGGAAGACGGAUGAUUUGUUCUUGGAUGAAGAGGCUACUGGGUUGAUGACGACGACGACGGCGGCUUCAGCGGGAUCUUCUCCUUCGUAAUCUUUGUUCAUUGUUAAAUUUUAUUUGGU